AUGGAAGGUGGUGCAGUCAAAGUUGUUGUGACAGGAGCAGCAGGACAAAUAGGGUACUCAAUUCUCCCAAUGAUCUGUUCAGGUCAUAUGCUUGGUGCUAAUACCCACAUUGAUCUUGGUCUUCUCAUAAAUAAAAUGGAAUUCGGCUCGAGUGAAAUUAGCUCCGCUAAUUUUCUCUCCAUCAAGCAAUUUUAUUUUGGGAUUAGGUUUUCUUUAGGGAACUUCUGUGCAGCAAUAGCAGUUGUACUUUGGCGUAUAAGCCAGGGCGCUGCUCCAAGUACAUCAAGAGACUUGAAGUUUUACCUCUCAGCACACCCGAGGAAGGUGACCCUUAGGCGGAAAAAGCGCAGGAGCUGAGUCGAGGAAGGCAAGGCAAGGCAACCCGUCGAAGCCGGAACGCUUUAUUUGUCCGUGCCUUGGCGCAACGAAACUGAUCGAUCCAGAGGCCUGUGGGCCCGAUACGUAUACAAAUAUGGUGGCAGCUCUGGAAACGGCUACCCCGUAGUGGACGUUAAACGUUAUAGACUAAUAAUGAUAAUGAUCUUGGUCUUCUCGAUAUUCCUCAAUGCGAAGAAGCCCUUAGAGGAGUUGUCAUGGAGCUUCAAGACUGCUCAUACCCUCUGAUUACUCAAAUCAGACAUGGCUCAGACCCACGUGAAAUCUUACGUGAUGCUGACAUCAUCAUCUUCUUACUCUUUCUUUUGAUAAAUAUCAGAAAAAAUAGUUGCAAAAUAAAUAUUAUUUUUGAUUUUAAGAUUUAUGUCCAUAAAUAAUAAUACAGAGCAUUAAAUUUAUUUUUUUUAAAAUUAUUUAUCAAAAUAAAUUUAAAUAAAAAUUUUUAUUAAAAAAUAACUUGCUCAAGAGGAUUUAGGAGGAUUCCCAAGAAAAGCAGGGAUGGAAAGAAAAGAACUUCUCCAAAGAAACUGCAACAUUUUCAAAGAACAAGGUGCAGCUCUCAAUGAAGUCGGAAAGCAAACCACUCUUUGCUUAGUUGUCGCAAACCCAGCAAACACCAACUGCUUAAUCUUGUCUCACUUCGCUCCAAAUAUUCCUCGCAAGAACUUCUCAGCCAUGACAAGACUCGAUCAUAACAGAUCAAUGCACCAAAUUGCAGCUAGAGCUGGAGUCCACAGCAGCGCUGUCAAAAAUGUAAUUAUUUGGGGAAAUCACAGCUCAACUCAAUACCCAGAUGUUAACCACGGAACAGUCAAUGGACAUCCAAUUAAGCAAACUCUUAAUGAUGACGCAUGGCUUCAUGGAGAAUUUAUCACUACAGUCCAAAGAAGAGGAGCUGCCAUUAUUGAAGCUAGAAAAUUAUACCAAAUAUUAUUAAAUUUUCCUAAAAAAUCACAUAUAAUUUUUUUUUUGAAAUUUAUUUAAAAUUUGUAUAUCUAGCGCUAUGAGUGCUGCAAAGGCUGCAGUUGAUCAUGUCAGAACCUGGGUCCAAGGCACACCAGAAGGCGAACACGUGUCAAUGGCUGUUCUCAGCGACGGUUCCUAUGGAAUUGAUGAAGGACUUUGCUACUCAUACCCAGUUACCUGUGCUAAUAAAGAGUGGCACGUUGUCCAAGGCUUACAUAUUGACGAAUUCUCUAGAGAGAAGAUGGAACUCACUAAGAGAGAACUUAUUGAAGAAAGAGACGAAGCUCUUACUCCCCCCCCCCUCCGUGAGCGAACAAAACCAUUAGAAAAAUCGCCAUUUUUUGACCCAAAAACCCACCCUCCGUGAGUGAACAAAAAUUUUUUUUAUAGAAAAAAUUUUAAUGGAAAAAAAUUUUGAUAUAUAAGUGAUAAUUAGUAUAAUGAAAUCUAGAGCUAAUUCUGUUUAAUUUUAAACAAAUUGCGUUUUAAAACAUAAAUUUUGCAAAUUAAAUUAAUAUUUGCUUCCCAAUUUUUGCAAAUUAGGAUUUUUUUAAAUUUCGAAAAAAAUAUUUUUUAUAAAAUUUAUAUAUAAAUUUUUUUUAAAAAAAAAAAAUUUAACCCCCCUCCGUGAGCGAACAAAAAAUUUUUUUGUUCGCUCACGGAGGGGGGGGGGGGAGUUAGUUAA
This is a messenger RNA of Blepharisma stoltei, 2047 nucleotides long. The record is from the annotation of a GenBank genome assembly. Lineage: Eukaryota; Ciliophora; Heterotrichea; Heterotrichida; Blepharismidae.